CAAAUUCCAUUAAAUAUUGUGAACAUUUAUUCACAAUAUGCCGUAAAAUUGGACCUAAGUUUCAAUAUAAUAGACAAUUUGGAUGGAAUUGAAAAGUUCACAAAUCUUAAGGAAUUGAUCCUUGAUAAUAACUUAAUUAAGGAUGAUUCUAUUAAAUUAUCAUAUAAUUCAUCGCUUCACACUUUGUCCCUAAAUAAAAAUAAGUUAACAGAUCUGGAAAGACUAUUAACACACUUAUCGGAAAAGUGUCCCAAUUUAACAUUCCUGAGUUUGUUGGGAAACAACGCCUGUCCCGACCAGUUGUCCAACAAUUCACACAAUGAUGAGCAGGACUAUGAAAGAUACCGUCGAUAUGUCAUCUAUCGCUUACCUUUUCUCAAAUUCUUGGACUCAACUCGAGUUACGGGCGAAGAGAGAAGAGAUGCGAACCUAAAGGGACAGUAUUUGAGAACAAUUCGACCCAACGAUCAAAUGGUGCUUACGGACCACUCAAACACAGAUACACUGGCAAACACUCUGAAGGCAAUCGCUUUAUAAGAAAUCACGAGUUAUAAAACAUUUGGUUAACAAGUUUUAUGAC
Medioppia subpectinata is the source of this 580-nucleotide messenger RNA. NCBI's taxonomy places the organism in Eukaryota, Metazoa, Arthropoda, Arachnida, Sarcoptiformes, Oppiidae. The record is from the annotation of a GenBank genome assembly.